AUGAACUGUACUAAAAAAGGAUUAUCUGCAAGGGUGAAGGCUCUUUCCAUGGCUUGCCUAUCAUCGGCAGCCGUAACGAUGUGUUUCCUCAGCGGAAGCAGUUGUUCGUUUGUCGAAGUCAGACCAGGAGAAGAGAACUAUCUCGUCACAUCAUUAGGUGAUGAGAUUGAAAACGUCGACGUUGCUUUCAUGGGCUUGAAGUGCGAUUCAAUUUUGUUGGAUAAUGGCACUGAUGACAUGGUCAGCCUCGGUCAACAUUUCUUCCACAUGAGUUUGGGAGUUGGAGUCGCCACUGCAGUCUUGGCCUGGAUAUUAAGUGUCUGUCUUCCACCAACAAAAUGCUCAUGGAUUACAAUGGCAAUCAUGGGAUCAGCGACAGCGGUCAUUCAAAUUCCUCUGUUUUUGAUGUUCGAGUCGAUUCCAUGCACAGUCCACCCAAGCCGGCAAACGUGUUCUUUGGGCCCAGGAUCCUAUUUCAAUAUUGCCAGUAUUACCUUGUGGAUAGUUAUGACCAUCUGGGCUCAACUCAUUCUUCCACCAAAAUGGGAUGGUUCCUCACAAGAAAAGACAAGGGACCAAAUCACCAUCCGAGAGAUUGUCAUACCCUUUUCGGAAACAGAUACUUCAACCGCCAACGGCGACUCAAACAAGGAACGAGAUGUGGAGCAAGGUUCACCAAAGGAAGCCAAGCAAAUUGCAAAGUCUGGGGACAAGAAUGCACCAAUUUCACUGGUUGCAUACGAUGAGUUUGAUGACAUUAGUGAAAUGACUCCUUCCGUGGCACCACGAGAAAGAAAAGAGAAAAAAUCACAAAGUGGGGUUAAGCAGUAG
Molecule: messenger RNA, 831 nt
Organism: Cylindrotheca closterium
Lineage: Eukaryota; Bacillariophyta; Bacillariophyceae; Bacillariales; Bacillariaceae
Source: the annotation of a GenBank genome assembly